Suillus subaureus is the source of this 921-nucleotide messenger RNA. RefSeq lists its product as uncharacterized. The transcript is spliced from 5 exons. The record is from RefSeq and is a predicted model, not a curated record. Bases 1 to 921 code for a protein of 306 amino acids. NCBI's taxonomy places the organism in Eukaryota, Fungi, Basidiomycota, Agaricomycetes, Boletales, Suillaceae.
AUGUAUGGAUUUCAGCGCCCCCAUGAGGUUCAUGCAGCUGUUCUAUGCGAAAAUUCGGAUAUUCCUGUGACCCGCAAGUUGACCGGAAUGGCGGGACAUAGCCACAAGACUCACCCCUGCAAUUUUUGCUUCAUUUCUCUCAUUGACAUUGAUUCUUCAGUGGCAUAUGACAUUACAAAUUUUCAUAUGCAGGAUGACUGGAAACUACUUGAGCAUGCACAUCAUUCAAAGUUAUCUACAACUAAAGCUGCUCGCAAGAGUAUUCUUGAUGAGCAUGGAGUCCGAUACUCCAUUCUCAAUGAGCUGCCAGGUUGGCUACCGAUGCGCUGUUCACCGAUCGACUUUAUGCACAACUUUUAUGUGCUUGUCAAGCGCUUUCUAUUUGAUAUUGUUAUGGCAGGACAUCUCCUUGAUAGCACGGGUUGGGACCUGUUUCAAAACUCCAUCAAUUCAGUUAUCUGGCCAUUGGGAAUUGGACGCCUUCCCAAAAAUGUGAUCUCUUGGCUGAUCAUAUAUCCAUUCAUACUGUGGCUAUGUUGGCGAGAUCAUCGUGAUGAAAUCAAGGCCUCCACACCACCAGUACCUGCAUCUGCGAAGCCCCAACCAACUUUCAAACAUGAUUUACAAACGAUAUACAAACUCGUUCUCUAUCUCUCUGUGUCUGAGCAGAUCCUUGCUAGCAAAGCAAUAUCAAUCAAUGAUAUAGAUCAAGGUCUCGAGUCGCUCGGUGUCCAUCAAACAAUCAACAGUCAUCUCGCCAUGCAUUACUCCCUUGUCUUCCGCCAAUAUGGACCUGCAUAUGCCACGUGGCUCUUUGGCUUUGAACACUUCAAUGGUGUCUUAGAGGACGUGAACCUCAAUGGACAUGGAGGUGGUGAGAUGGAAUACUCAUUAGCGCGUGAUUGGGUUGAAAAACAUUGA